Achroia grisella is the source of this 1210-nucleotide messenger RNA. RefSeq names its product mitochondrial import inner membrane translocase subunit Tim8 (gene Tim8). The record is from RefSeq and is a predicted model, not a curated record. NCBI's taxonomy places the organism in Eukaryota, Metazoa, Arthropoda, Insecta, Lepidoptera, Pyralidae. The transcript is spliced from 2 exons. Bases 91 to 369 code for a protein of 92 amino acids.
UUUCUUAGAUUUAGUUUAGCAAGCAAUUGUAAGUAAAGGUUACAAAAUCGUAACCUAAAAAUUCUCUGAGUCUUUCGACCUUUAUAUAAAAUGAGUGAUAUAUCAGAUUUCUCUGGAUCUAGUCCUAAAGGAGCAGAUUCAGAACUACAAGACUUUCUGCUAGCAGAGAAGCAAAAAGCGCAAUUUCAUGCCCAAAUCCAUGAGUUCAAUGAUUUCUGUUGGGAUAAAUGUGUAGACAAGCCUGGAGCUAAGCUGGAUUCACGCACAGAAUCAUGCAUCACCAACUGUGUAGAAAGAUUUAUUGAUGUUUCACUUCUCAUUACAAACCGGUUCGCUCAAAUGCUCGAAAAAGGAGGUGGAAUGCAUUAAGAAUCUUGUUAUAAACAUUAGAAGAAUAUAAAUAGUGGUUCAAUUCUAUUGAUCAACAAUGUUAAUACUAUAUAUGUUGUUCAUACCAUACUUAGCAUUUAAUAAGUAGGGGCAGACAUUAUGUUACAAUAAAUUAUUGUAAUAUUUUUUGAUAUACUUGUAUUGUUUCAAGUUUAGUGCAAUACAGCUAUGUGAACAUUUUGUGAGAAAGUAAUUUGUGGGUAUAAUAAUACCUUUAAUAAAUCUCAAGUAACAUCAACCUUGUUUACUUUUAAUUAAUUAAGAAUACAAUUUCAAUUAAAAAAAAAUGUUAGUAUUGCAUUUCUGAUGAUGCUAUUUAAAAUUAAAAGUUCUUGUAUAGUGCAAUAGUAUUACAAUAACCAUGUUUUUUUUUAAAUGGCUAUAAUAUAUUGUUAUACAACUUGUAUGCAAUUUUGGUAAUAAAGCUAAAUAAUGUUUUAUUACCAAAAUUGCAUACAAGUUGCAUUAAAUCCUCAUCCAUGAAUCACAGCAUGUGUUUAUAACAAUCAUGUAUUUCAAAAUUAGAAGAGUAGUUUUUAAACUUAAAAAUAAUAUAGGAAUUAAAUAGAAAAUAAACAAAAUUAUCGACUUUUGUAUUAGUUUUAAUUUAUUUAAAAUAUUUUUGAUAAAACUACUGCAAUAGCAAUAAUUGAUCUGAUAAACCUGACAUGAGACAACUGAAUUGCACAUUGAUCUUUGACAUAUUAUUAGAAAAAAAAAAUAUUAUUCCUUAAAAUAUAUAAUUAAAAGAAUUAGUGAAUGUCUAUAUAUCAUUUAUAUUGUUUACAUUAUUAAGAAUUUGGCAGUAUGCCUGUGACAG